Molecule: messenger RNA, 4056 nt
Organism: Naegleria gruberi
Lineage: Eukaryota; Heterolobosea; Eutetramitea; Acrasida; Naegleriidae
Exons: 1
Coding region: 1-4056 (1351 amino acids)
Molecular function (GO): protein binding
Source: RefSeq, a predicted model, not a curated record
AUGAGCAAUCAUCAACAAAUAACAACCACAACGACAACCAAUUUUACUUUACCACCACUCCCACCUUCAUUAAUUCCAGCCAGAUAUGAAUUUAAAAUCACUGGACAAUUUCCAUCACAAUUCAACAAUAUUCAAUCACAAUGCUAUCAUCCAUCACAACAAGUUUUAAUAUUGGGAGGAAGUAAUGGCAAUUUAUAUUUUGUUGGUGGUGAUGCUCAUUAUUAUAUUACGUUAUCGGAUGAAUAUUCAAUUGAAAAUAUUCAAAAUGAUGAACAAUUUCCGAUCAUUUAUUGUCUUUGUAAAAAUCAUCAAAAUUCAAAAUCAAUUUUAAUAUCCUAUGAUUAUUUAAAGAAGCAAAUUGUCAAUCAAGUACAUUUUAAUGAUCAUCAAAAUGUAACAAGUAUCAAAUAUUACAAAGGUUAUUUAUUAAUAACAACAAUUGAAUUUAAAAAUAAUAUUUAUUAUCCAUAUGUAAAGUACAUGUCAACAAGUAAUUUCAAAUUUAUUCAAUCAAUCUCGUUAUUACAUCCAAUUUUCAACGCUCCUAAUAUUAUACCACCUUCUAAUUUAUUAAUUAAUUGUGUUGAACCUCAUCCGACAUAUGAUCAUGUCAUUUCAGUUGGUUAUUCGAAUGGUGAAACUGUUAUUUACUAUAUUUAUCAUGUGCAGAAUACUAACAAUAAUUCAAUUUCAACAAAUCUUAAUUGUAUUGUUAUUCCUUCACAAUUUUCAGUAACCAGUUUGAAUUGGCAUGCUCCGAAUAUUAUAAUUUGUGGAUAUUCAAAUGGUUCAUUUACUUUAUACGAAAUUAAUCAUCCUCAAUUUACAUUUUCUCUCUAUUAUGAAAUGAAUAUGUUGAAGGGAUGUACAAAUUUCAUAACUUCUUACAAUCAAUUCAUCAUUUUUGGAUUAGGAUCAGAUACUACAAAUGCAGAUUCUGGAAUAUAUUAUUUGAAAAUGAAUUAUGAAGUAAGAAAUAUUGAAUUUAUUAGACAUGUAUGGUGUGAUCAGAAAAGUAUUGAAAAUAUUACAUUGUUAAAAUCAGUCUUUGAUAAUCCAAAUUCAAACUCUUUAAUGGCUAGUGUGAUUUAUGGAGAAAAUAGAAAUGUGCUUGUUUUGGAUUUAUUUGAAAAGAUGAUUUAUCCACAAAAAGAACUUCAAUUAUUCAAUUUGGAAAAGUAUUCUGUACCAACCCCAUUCUACUCUACAAAAGAUUUGAUUUGUAAUAAUAAGGAAUUUAUUGUACUGAAAACUUCUGGGAUGGAUCUCUCAAAUUUGGUAUAUAACACUGUUCUUAAUAAUUUCAAUCAAGAACAGUACAGAAGGAAUAUGCUUGAGUAUUAUUUAAGACCUGUCAAUAGAUGGAAUAUACUUGGCAUGAAAUAUACUCAAUACAGAGUCGAUAUUAAUGUCGAUAAAGAUAAUUACAUUUUGGUAAAGCUUUCAGAUCAAGCUUUAGGUAGUGCAGUCGAGCUGUAUUUGUGCAAUCCAUAUUUUAACGAUAUCAGAUAUAUUUAUACUAUUGGUAAUCAAGCAAGUUACAAAACUAUGUGCAAAUGGAGCGAUAGUGUAAUUAUUUUGGCAUCUAUGGAUGGAAAUUUAGAUUUCUUGCAUAUUCCAUCAGCAACUAUUUUUACACAUGACAUUACUGAAAAAUCUCCAACUGUAGACAACUCGACUAAUAUUUCAGAAGCUCAGGGAAACAACUUCCAAGGCAUAAUUGCACAAGUGGCCAAGUAUAACUUUAACGUUUUAAAAUAUUCUAAUGAUAAUCCAAUUAUCCAGCUAGUUCCUAUUCAAGUAAUUAAUCAACUUUUAAUUGCUUACCAAGAUGGUACUAUUAAGAUAGUAUCACUCUCUACAAGUGACAUUUCAUCUGAUCAAAUUAUUGAAAAUGAGUUUGACAAACAUUUUGGAAGUAUUAUUUUUGAACUCAAUCCAUCAGACAUGAAGAGUUCACAUCUCUUUGUAAAAUCCAUUUUACCAAAGAAAGAUGUAGUUUCACAUAUUGAAUGCUCGAUAUAUAGAGGUAAUCUCUAUGCUUUCCUUGGUUUUGCCAGUGGGAAGGUAAUGCUCAUUCAACUGUACGAUCUAGACUAUAUGACCAGAAAUUAUCACAAACUGAGCAAAUAUAUUCAUGAGGCAAGAUGGAAAGAUUUAGCUGAUCACAUAUGUCCAUUCGUUAUUUAUGAAAAUUCAGCAAACAAUUUUGGAAAAGUUAUUGAUAUUUACACUGUUAAUGACAUUUAUAAUGAAUAUAAUAUUUCUAAAAUGGUAGAUGAAAAGUAUUUACCACCAAUGUUGAGAAGUGAAUACGUACCUAAUUCAAUUAUUAACUCUCCAAAUGGACCAAUUUGUUAUACUAUUCAUAGCACUUCACUGACGAGUGUAUUUGGAACUGUGAAAAAUAAUAUGAUUGCCUUCCCAAUCAAUAGCGCAAGUCCUCUUACCAUUUUAUUUCAACUCAAGAAAACUCUUCCAAUAUCUUUUAAUUUUGUUUUGGAUAUUCUGGAUAUCAAGUUUGAAACUCUAUCAAAGAUUGAAGAAAUGGCCAACUAUAGAAUUAUUGUCAAUGGUGUUCCAUUUGAGUUUGAUAUCAACUCGAAUCAUAAACUGGUAGAUACAAGGCAAGUGGCUGUUGUUGUAACAGGUGAAGAGUAUCGUGUUUAUGUCAGAAAUGAAACCAAGUUUGAAUGUAUUGGAUCUGCACCAUCAGGUUACAAUUGUGUUCAGGAUCAGUACAUUACAAAGAUGAAUUUCAAAGUACUUUCACAUAGUAUCCAUGACAAAGAGGCCGAGUUUUAUGAAAACCAGUUCAUGAAUAGUAAGAUGUACAAUUUAUGUGAUGUGGAUUAUUUGUGUGAAUAUAUUGAUAGUGUGGAAAUUUACAAUAAUUUAUCAUUCUCAGAUCUUCAAAAUUCUAGAAUCAAACAACCAAACAUUGUUGGAUACAUUUCCAAAGCGGGAAUUCCUCCUCUUGGUCAAUCCCAUGGCUACACUCGAUCAAAAUUCAUCAUGGUUGUCAAGGAAAAGGGUAUUGAAGAAUAUGUUCUCUCAAAACCAAUGAUUAGUUUGAAAAAGUUCUCCAUUAAGGAAGGAAGAAAGUAUAAUCAUAACAAUAUAAUAUCAUCUAGCUCGUUAGAAUACGUUCGUUCUAAUAAUCAAAGUUUGAUAUUAUUGGACAAUCAAAAUAAUUUAAUGAUGUUUAGCUUGAAACCUUCAUCUUCACAAUCUAAAUCCAUAGACAAGAUUUUCACACAAAAAAUAUCAAACCUCCCAAUAUCAAGUCAACCAUUCAAAAUAUCAACCUUUGACAGUGGAAGAGACCUCCUCAUUUAUAAUAAUGACCAUGUCGUUUAUGGAACUUUGUUUGAUUCAAAAAGCCAUAAGAGUACAGAUAUUUUGGAACCUAUUAUCUACACUAUAGAUUAUAAGCCACCAACUAAAGCAAUUGGAGAAUCAAUUGUUGGAUUUUUCAAGAGCUUUACCAAGUCUACACCUUCAGAUAAGGAUGUCAAUGAAACAUUUUGGAAGAUUUGUACACAACUUCAGAGAGAAGAUCUCAAUCUUGUCAAACAAUUGGUUGUGAAUAAUAUUGUUCCUUCUCAACCUUCUAACAAUUCAGAUUUUGAUGAUAAUGAAAAGACCAUUAUUUCAUCCUUCCUCUCAAAAGAAUUGGAGCUCAAGAACAAACCAAUUGUAAAGCCACUUCCUCAACCAACUACCACAAGUAGUGCAACAAAUGCAUCAACCAGUAGUUCAAGUAACUUGAAUAAUCUCUAUACUAGAACCAAUAGAGAAUUAUUGUUCGGAGAUGAUGAGAACGAUGAUAAUAUCAAAAUUACAUCAUCCAAUUCAUCUAUGAAACGAUCUGAACUAAACAACAGAAUUGAGGAAACUAAACUUCAAAUGAGUGAGAAUUUAAGAAAACUAAAUGAAAGAGAGGAAAAAUUGAGAGAAAUUAAUGAAAAAACCAGUGAAAUGUCUGGAAUGGCCUCUUCAUUUGCAGCCAAUGCACAAAAAUUGAAUCAGAGAUCAGGAUUUUUCGGUUUUUAA